Molecule: messenger RNA, 1576 nt
Organism: Pocillopora verrucosa
Lineage: Eukaryota; Metazoa; Cnidaria; Anthozoa; Scleractinia; Pocilloporidae
Source: RefSeq, a predicted model, not a curated record
AAACUGUUAAUGUCAAACACCAUGUAGACGUCUCGAAAAUGAAAGUUGUGAAGCCGGUUUAAGAUGGAAAGUCCCAUAUUGUAAGAAUAAAUUAAUGUAAAACGGAAAAGCAGAUAUCAUCAACAUAAGGAGACACAUCUUUCUCGAAUCGUUCAAACCACAAGCUAAGUUUUUCCCAAAACUGGGGGAAAAUGGUCAUUAAAACAUUUCUGUGUUGCUUUAGUAUCUACGAAGGAUCAUGGGUCUGUGGAUUAUGCAGCUUGUUCAUCGGGACGGCAAGAGUUUAUCUUGAGGAGUUUAAUCUAAAGUUUCGCCAGCGGAUGACAUUGGAUACGAGAAACCAGCUGCGUAUCAACUUUAAAACUCUCCAGCUCAUAACAAUCCUUCAGUUGUCAGUGGCAGCGGUGUCCAUUUUAGUGUCACUAUUGAUGAUGUUUGGCCUACUUAAGCGCCUGAAGUGGCUACUGUGUCCCUGGUUGGUGUGGGUCUUGAUUGAGGAGCUUUCCUCCAUCUUUGUGAUCAUUUUUUAUGCGCUUUCCGAUGUCAAGCUGAAAUGUUCCGUCUACAUAUCGGAGGCAAUCACACUUGUCAUCGCUGUGUAUUUCAUGAUGUGUGUUUUCUCCUAUUUCAAAUUUCUGAGACAACAAGACAUCAUCACUGAUCAGUACCACGCAGCAGCCCAGCUCAAUUACGAACAGAGAGUUGAUGAAGAAAGCCCUGUUCUUAGCAGACCUAUCUAAUGAGGACCACGAAACACAACAAGUUCAUGUGGAAAAUCAAGAUGACUUUUAUCCAGCCUACAAUUUGUUCAAUUGAUGUGAAUCAAGAUUCAUAAAAUAAAAUAAUACAAUUAUCAAAAAGGUUCAAAUUCUCAGAGCUCAGGAAUUUUAAAAUAAAUUUUAGGCAGCCUGAACACAGACUAAUUAAUUUUAUUUUAUUAUACCAAAUUUUCAUGAGGAGAAUGACACAAAUGAAGUUCUGGCCAGUAUUGGCAUUCUCUAUUAACCCUUUAACUCCCAAGAUCUCAUUAGUAAUUCUCCUUACUGUCAGCCAUAUAGUUCUUGUGAUGUUAGUUUGAGGAAUCUGGUAUUGAAUCAACUAAUAAUCCGCUCAUUAAGAUUUUUCUUUAUUCUCAUCACUUGUCUUCUUGAAAUUGUAUUGAUAUUGAAAGGAGAAAUUCUGUCUUGGUCACUCAUGAGAGUUAAAGGGUUAAAAUUCAAUAUUACAACUAAGCUGUGAACUAUGACAUCCACUAGCUUUAGUUUAGGCUUGGGUUAUUCCCUUUAAAAUCUAAAACUAUCACUGCUAAAGUAAAACAGAUACAAAUAGUUAAAUUACAAAUAGUUGAACCAUUCAAUAAAACCCCAAAAUGUUUAUUAGCAUUAAAGGGGGGAAAUAACAUAGGACUGGCAUAGUAAGUUUUUCACAACAAAAUUGUUAACUUGAGCAGAAAAGAGAAAUAAUUUAAUGAUUACUACUCAACAUAAUUUGGCUGGUUACUCCACAAAGUGGAAUGCAAUAAAACAAGAUCUUUAUGUUUCAUUGAAGAGUAAAACACAAAAGUCAAAUAAAAUUA